CUGCACCUGUUUUAGCCCAUCUGAUUGAGAGAGGCAGCAGUAGGUGUGUCGGAGUCAGCUUGGAUCCCUGCCCAGCUCCACACUCCCAGCCUUGUCACUUGGGCAUCAUGGAAGUGGCUGUGCCUCAGUUGGCAUGCUACACUUGAGAGAGGUGAACUCCAGGCUUGACAGCUACCUUCUUGCUCACUAUGGCAUCACUGAGUUGUCCAAGCUCGGCAUGAACUUGCUGGCCCUUCUGCAGCCUCCUCAUGUGCUGGGAUUACAGAUGGUGAAACAGACUGAGGAGAUGUUGAUUCUUAAGCACCAUUCCUGUAAAAUGAAUUACAUUGUACUCACAAGAAAAUCCCACAGAGAAGUUGUCAAGGAAGUGAAAUUCUCAAACUCUCCCUGAAAGGAAGAGGACUUCUAGUGAGACCACUGGAAUGCACCAUGCAGGAGAAAAUGAGGAGAAAGACGAGAAACUUCAAACACACGGCAGUCAAGGACAACAAAGCACACAAUGUUGUGAGUGACCAAGAAUCUGUAGAAGAUGAUAGUCAGUGCUACAAACCUAUAACAAAUGAGAGAGUGGAAGCUGAGAAGAGACAGUACGUAUGCCGUGAGUGCGGGAAAGCCUUCAGUCAGAGUGCCAAUCUCACAGUGCACGAGCGAAUCCACACUGGAGAGAAGCCCUACAAGUGCAAAGAGUGUGGGAAAGCCUUCAGUCAUAGCUCCAACCUCGUGGUUCAUCGGAGAAUCCACACUGGCCUGAAGCCCUACACGUGCAGUGAAUGUGGGAAAUCCUUCAGUGGAAAGUCCCACCUCAUCCGGCACCAGGGAAUCCACAGUGGAGAGAAGAUGUAUGAAUGUAAGGAAUGUGGGAAAGCCUUCAGUCGGAGCUCAGGGCUUAUUUCCCACCACCGAGUUCACACUGGGGAGAAGCCCUACACUUGUACCGAGUGUGGGAAAGCCUUCAGCCGGAGUUCCAACCUCACUCAACAUCAGAGGAUGCACAAAGGAAAGAAAGUUUACAAAUGUAAGGAGUGCGGGAAGACAUGUGGUUCUAAUACAAAGAUAAUGGACCACCAGAGAAUUCACACUGGGGAGAAACCCUUUGAGUGUGAUGAGUGUGGCAAAGCUUUCAUUUUAAGUAAGACCCUUCAUGAACAUCAGAGACUCCAUCGUAGAGAGAAACCUUACAAAUGUAAUGAGUGUGGGAAAGCCUUUACCUCCAAUCGAAACCUCAUAGAUCAUCAGAGAGUCCAUACUGGCGAGAAACCUUAUAAAUGCAAUGAAUGUGGGAAAACUUUCAGGCAGACUUCUCAAGUUAUUUUACAUUUGAGAACUCACACUAAGGAGAAACCCUAUAAAUGCAGUGAAUGUGGCAAAGCUUAUCGUUACAGCUCACAGCUUAUUCAACAUCAGAGAAGACAUAAUGAGGAGAAAGAAACCUCUUAAAUAAUACACAGUGUUGGUAAUAGGGCUAUUUGCUACUUUUCUGAAAAGCAAGUAGUAUCAGUAACCUUGAUUCUACUUCCAAGAGUCUAUACAAAAAAGUAGUAAGUAGGGCCGAGGAUUUAGCUCACUGGCAUAAGCGCCUGACUGGCAAGCACAAAGUCAUGAGUUUGAUCCCCAGUAAAAAAAGGUAGUAAUAACAAACAGAUGAAGUUAACAAAAGGAAUAUUCUAAAAGAAUGUUCUUUCAUUUAUAACUGAAAUAGAAAAAAAAUCUAGAUUUUUUCAACAGUACAGGAUUAAAUGAAUGAUGUUCUAUCCAAAAAAUGAUUCUUUAGCACUGUAAACAGUUUUAAAGAAUAAGCUGAGCUACUCUGGAUCCUGAGGUGGGAGGAUUGUAAAUUUCAAGGUAAUCUGACCAGGAUAGUGAGACCCCCAUCUCAAAAAAUAUAUAGAAUGAUACGGAGAAAUGUCUGGAUUAAGAGAAAGAUGAACACAAUAAAAUAUAUUCCAAUUUUUAAAAACACAUGCCUAAGAAAAAGCAUGGAAGUGAACUACGCCAAAAUAUUAAUGGUGAUUACCUCUGGGUGAAAGAUUAUAGGUAGUUUCUAUAGUUUUCUAUGCUUUCUAGAUUUUCUACAGUGAGAAUACUACUUUUAUAUUUAGUAAAAAGAUGGUAUUUUUUAAAUUCAGUGAACUCAUGCUCAUUUUCAUGGAACAGUUAGAAAAUGCUCACAGUGUACGAAUAGAAGGCCUCAGGAUUAAAUGCAGUCUGGCACUUAGAAGGGGACCAUGACCAAGUCAGUUGGUUUAGGGCCUCUUUCAUGUUAGUAAAACCACCAACACUGAUCCUUUAUGUUUUGCAGUUUUAAAUCGACUUUCGAGUUGUCAAAAAAGUAUAUAAUCACUUGUAUUAAAAGAACACAGCAAAAAAUUUACAACAUCUUUCAGUAGUGGAAAGAUCUGUUAAAUGAUGCAGAAUUACCUAGGUUCCAUCUUUUUAGUAUAUGCUUAGACAGCUUACAAAAAUGCAUACUCAGGAAACAGAUAAUCAUAGGUACAAAAACCUGAAAAAGUUACAGUUACCAGUAAGUGUAACUGGUAGAAGAAGAGUUUGCCUUCACAUGUUCCGUAGAGCUUGGUAGAAGCAUAGACUGGAGUUGGGAGAUCUGUGUUCCUACCUUAAGUCUGCAGUCAUAGCUUGUCACUAACCUGCUGUGAACCCCUUCACAGGUUCCUAUGAGGACAGUGACAGUGCAAGUCAUGGCAGGCCUGGUGCAUGGCACACCAUGAUAGCUCACAUGUAAGACAUUGGGACCGUGUUUCUCAGCACUGUAGGGGGAGAGUGAUUCAAGGGAAGCUGUGCCAAAGGUAGCGUGUAGGAUAUGUUCAGGUGAAAUAAAUGAGCUACUAAGCAGUAGGUACAUGGACCUUUACCCUAGCUGUUUCCUCAGGAAGAGACCUAGAAGGAACCAGCUCCAAGUCUGCUUUGGAAGCUUGGCUAACUUCUCAGACUCCCAAUAUAACUACAUAAUCUUAAUCAUCACUUCUGUGUUUUUUGUAAUAUGAGGGCAGUGUCUGAAGUCAGGAUUGAGGAAGGAGCCUAGGCUUUCUCACCACGUUCCUUUAAUUUAUCAUUGGGAAAAAGUCUUUCCCAGCAGAAGGGAGAGAAGAGUGUUGAGCAGGCAGUGCUCCAGCGUCUCCCACCUCUGUGUCAGCCCUCCAGAGAGGCCUUUGCCUGUCUUCAACCAGUAUUCAGAACUUUUAAGUCUUUACCUCAGAAUCUGCCUGGCAGCAGUGAGAACCCUCCAUUCUUCAUCAUCCCUUGUGUACAGUGAGCUCUUCAACCCAUGGCCCUUUGUAUUACACACACAACUCACUGUUGCAGGUUAUUGAGGGUACUUGUCUCAUUUAACCUUACUAUUGUGUAAGACAAUUGAGUCUCAGUAAGGUUAGGUGACUGACCUCAGUAAGGUUAGGUGACUGUCAGUGUUUGGGGUCAGGAUAUGAGCUACAAUCUGACCUUGAAGUUCAUGCUGCCUUCGUUUUACCAAAGUGCCUCUGCCCACCACAAUGAUUCUGUGUGAGGGACCAGUUAGGGCGCUCUUGGGCCGCUACUUCUGUUAUAGGUGAUUGUACCUGAACGGUUGUUGGACCGUGGUUUCAUUAGGAAGAUACUGUAAACCUUAGUUUUAAGGGUUACAUAUUUCUUUCCUCUAGUUAGAGCAAAGAAGUGAAGGGUUUAUAUAUUUUUGUGAAAAGGAUUGUUUGGCUUUGUCCUAUUUUGGUAGGACAGUUUUACAUAUAAUUUUUUGAUAUUGCAGUUAUUCAAGGCAGGGCUUGAGGGGCUUAACGAGGUGUUGCUUCCAGGGCCAUUCAUCACUAAGUGGAGUUGAUGACUUACCCUGUGUCACUGAACAGAUAUUUUCUUACCACUGUGUCACAGAGUCUGAACUUCUUCACAUAGGCUUUCUUUUUCAUAUGAAAGGACUCUGAUCUUUCAAUACCUUCAAGAAAAAAUUCACCUUAUAUGCAGAAACCUUACCACAGGAGAGUCUCACAUUUGUUGCUCUAACAAAGCCAGGGUUACAGCCCUCUAAACCUUCACCUGUCUUCUAGGCCAGUGCCUGCCUUAAACUGCAGAAGCGAAUGAUGGUUAUGUAAUAGGUUCCUACAUCCUUAAGAUAAAUAUUCUGGUAUGUGAUUUGAACUGGGCACCCAGCUUCAGAGUCUGCCAGGACUGCCAGAGGUUAACCUUGGAGUUCAGCACAUUCCCCUUAGCUUGAGCCACCAGUGGUACACACGACUGCCCACCAGGCACCUCAUACCACUGGUGGUAAAAACAGAUCUACUCCCUCUCAUUGCUCUUUUUACUAGUACAAUUAAGCCACCCGAUGGGACAGUCACACAUGUUCCACCAGUGGUUUAAGCUGCCUGGCAGCAAGAUUUAACAAAUUAUAGCCUUGUUGCUGACCCGUCUUUCAACCCCUUUCAUACUGCUCUGAAUUGGGGCUGUCUUUCAGUAGAACCUUAACUAUUAAGGACAGUGUUUUCUCCACAAUCCCUUGAUUGCUAAUUUUUCUGUCAUUUAACCCACAUACUCCUCCAUACUGCUGUUUCUUCUCUGUUCUCCACCAGAAACUUGGCUGUCUUGAAAUUAUCUCAUGAAACUUGUGCAUUACCCACCUGUUUGUUACCCACUGGCUUCCUGGGCACUCUAUUCAUUCGUGUUUUUGAUGCUCUGAAUAUUGCUGUGAAAUAUAGAAAGGAAAUAGUUUACAGCCACCCUGGUUGUAUAGAAUUGCCUUGUGUGAAGUGAGAGUAUACUUGCACCUAGAUGAGUGGAAAGUGAAACUAAUCUUACAUAUGCUCUUAAUUAAAGGAAACAUGCACUCUGGAAGCUGAAGCAGGAUUGAGGCCAGCUUGGGGUACGCAGUUUAAAGCCAGCAGGAACUAUGUCUUGGGGGAGCGAAAUAAAAUACUUAAGGUAAACCUGCUUAGAGAGCAAUAUGAUGUCUCCUUGAGAGAUUUUUCUUCAUACCUGGUAUGUACCAUGUUAGAUUUUGGAAGAAACUGAAACCAAAAGUAGCAUUAAGUAGAUGAGAAAAUACAUUGCCUAAAUUCCAAGAUUAAAUUCAAUGCAGCUCUCCUCUUAGUUUCCUUUUUCCAUUCAGUAUAAAUAAAAGGAUGGUUUUAUUGUUUAGGUGGUAAUCAUGAAACUUGUUAAUCACCUCCAAUAUAAAACUGGCUUCAUAAAAUUGUUUUUGCAAGAAAUGGUGAUAGUUCCUCCAAUAAACCUGUUCUUAAAAAUA
Molecule: messenger RNA, 5245 nt
Organism: Cavia porcellus (domestic guinea pig)
Lineage: Eukaryota; Metazoa; Chordata; Mammalia; Rodentia; Caviidae
Gene: Znf660
Product: zinc finger protein 660
Exons: 3
Coding region: 430-1437 (335 amino acids)
Biological process (GO): regulation of transcription by RNA polymerase II
Cellular component (GO): nucleus
Molecular function (GO): RNA polymerase II cis-regulatory region sequence-specific DNA binding; DNA-binding transcription factor activity, RNA polymerase II-specific
Source: RefSeq, a predicted model, not a curated record